UUACUGCUUCAUCUCCUGGGUUAAUUAGAAAGCGCCCUGAAGACGUGAACCUUCCAGUGUAAUGUGUAAAUUAUAAGGGAAAACAUAAAAAUGUUGUGCCCAAGAGAAAACCGCUGUCGGCGCUUCCAGGCGAACAUCUUUAACAAGAGGAAAUGCCAGAACUGCUUCAGAACCGUCGAGUCCCACACACUCAGUGAAUCCGAUUUACACGCAACUAAACCUGUGAAAGCUGGUUGGCUUCUUCUAGCACCAGAGGGUAUAGAUUUUCAAAAUGUAUCCCACAAGAACAGAAAAUGGCAGCGGCGGUAUUUCAUACUGCAUGAGAAUGGGCUUCUGCGCUAUUCUUUGGAUGAGAUGCCGGGUACUCUGCCCCAGGGCAGCGUGACCAUGAGCCAGUGCAGCGAUGUGCAUGAUGCUUCAGCCCAGACCAGAUUUUGCAACAGUCUACGCAUGUGUUUCAGUGACCGAGAUUAUUACAUAAGGACAGAAAAUGCAGAGAACAUUGCUGGGUGGCAAGAAAAUCUGCUUGUUUACCUUAGUACUGCAAAAGCGAACCUAAGGAAGAGAAGGAGAGAGCAAACACUUCCACUGUAUAACCUAAAGAAGCAUGCAGUAUCUGAAAGAAACCAGGUAUCCGAUGGCAGCAAUCGCAACUACAUCCUAAACACCGGCUGCAGCAGUCUUAGCAGGAGCAGCACCAAGAAAGGAGGCCCUGAAAACAGUAAAACCACUACGAGUAAUUAUAGUCUUUCCAGCAUGGACAUUAAACAAAAUGGUAAUAUUGGGGAUGUACACACCAGGAUUGGUGCUGAAGGCUUUAGUGUUGGUCAUUGUGGUAGUAAAGACACAAGUGGCAGUGGUCUGGAGGGUGUGGAGGUUGGUCCUCCACUCUCUUCUUCUCCAGGGGCGGGGCUUCAAGAGGAACCAGAGGAGCUUGAUGGGAACGCAGAAGUCCAGUCUAGCAGCAGAAUGAGCCACACCAACUCCCUACAUACCUCCUCUAUCACUUCCGAUCUAUUCUCAUUGCUGAGUCAACUGCCUGCUCACAUCAGCACAAACGCAGCUAAGAGCCGCGAAGGCAUAGAAAGUGGCUAUUGUUCUCUGGAGAAGACAAGAUCUGAUGCUGAGGACACCCAGACAGGCCCUGAGUCGUACUACAGGCGACCACAGGUGAUUAGUCAGUUUGAGCAAGAAAAUGGUAUGCCUACAACAUCAUCCACCUGCUCAGCUGCUGAAUGUGAUCAAAACGACAGAGCAAGCCACAGCACAACACGGGCGCUUGCUCGUGGUCAAGGUGCAGCUGGUGUCGGGGUCUCUGCCUCCACCUGCCGACGUUCCAAAUCACUGGAGCGCAAUCUGGCUGAACACACAUCCACGCCUGACCUGUUAAAUUUUAAGAAGGGAUGGAUGACGAGAUUGGGAGAAGACGGAAAGUGGAGGAAGCACUGGUUUGUUCUUACUAACCAGAGUUUAAGAUUCUACAGGGAUUCAGUUGCUGAAGAGGCUGCGGAUCUGGAUGGAGAAAUCAACCUGUCCACAUGUUAUGACAUCACAGAUUUUCCUGUGCAGAGGAACUAUGGCUUUCAAAUUCAUACAAAGGAUGGAGUUUUUACACUCUGUGCAAUGACCUCAGGGAUUCGGCGAAACUGGAUUGAGGCAGUUAAGAAGAAUGUUCAGACGUCUGUUGCCCCUGAUGUCACGUGCUCUGUUCCUUCGAAAGUGCCAAUGGGUAUGGAUUUGGAAUGUAAAUACCCCUUUGUGUCGAACUCAUGUACCGAGGAGAAGGAGAGAAGGAGCAGUGUUGCUGAACGACGCAAAGAAGGACGGUACAAAACCUUUGACUGGUCUGAGUUUAGUCACAUGCGGAACACAAGGGAGACACUCAGCAGGCAAUCAGGGAUAGAGUCUGAGUAUGCCUUUGGUGACUACAUCCCCCCUGCUCCUGCAUCAACUCCUGAAGAACCUCUCCCAAGCUCCAGCACAGUGGUGCUUACUGAUGAUGCGUGGAGCAUUACAAGGUCCACAGACACAUCACCGCUCAUGGUGAGAUCCAGUAUUGUCACCAGUGAACCAAGUAAUCAGAAGAACGCAGAGGUUGAUGGGGUGAAUGUCCGUAAUGACAUUUCUAAUGCACAAAUUAAAGAAAAGAAAGAGACUGAUCUUUACAUGCAAACAUCACCAGCCACAUUUCCUUCAGUGUCCGUGCAAACAGAAUGGCAGUGGGAGUUGGAGCUUCAAACGCUCCAUAAUGAACUGAAGGCUGUGAAUGAGAGAAGUGACCGAGAAAGCAGGGAGUUUAAACACUCUGAGGCAUGUUUCCAUGCCGAGUUGAAUGGCAGUCUGGACUCCUUACGUAAAACUGAGUUGAAAUUAGAGAAAACUGAAGCUACCUUAAAAGAACGUGAGAACGAGCUGGAUGAAUUGCGAAAUUGUUUGGAAGAAGUUUCAGGACGUCUGAAGGCAACAGAGGAGGCGCAGGCACUGAAAGAUGUUCGCCUACAGAGACACUUGUGCCUCCUGGAAGAGAGUCAGGAAAGGGAGAGGAGGAGUCUCAGCGAUAGUCUCGAACAUGCAGAGAAGCGUGGGAAAGAUCUGGAGCGACUUAUGCAAACAGAAGCAAAGCUGCAAAAAAUGCCAACAGGGGGCAUUGUGGAGCAAUUGGAAAGAAAGUGCCAAGAGUUGCGGAACCAGCUAGAUGAAUCAGACAGCGAGUUGAGUAAGUUGCAGGCACGGCUUGAGCAUGAGGAGACGCUCUACUAUGAUAUUGAGCAUAACUAUGAGCAAGUAUGCGAGGAGUUGGAGUUCGUGCGUGGCUCAUUGCAAAACUGCGAGAGGGAAUGUGAAGAGCGGUUUAGAAUCCAGUUGGAGCAGCACCAAGAAAAGCUUAAUAGGAAGGAACGGGAGCUGCAAGAUGUGUUUCUUAAAAUAGGUUGCUCAGGUGUGAGUCUGGAAAUGACUGAACAUAUGUGGCAAAAAGAUGUCAACCACCAUCUUCAAAAGAACUCUUCAAGAACUCUGGAGAAGGUGACGAAUUUUAGCUUCGGUGAUUUGGAGGAACAACCAGUUGCACAGGGAGAUGAAUCGGAACAAGUAAUCUCUGUGAUACAAGCAUUGGAAAACAAGUUGUGUGAUACAGAGGAGAGGCUUCAGGAAAUUAAUGUGCAUCUCCAACAGCAGCAGCAAAAGUUUGCUGAUGAAAUUGAAGAUCAGUGGAACAUACCCAAUGAGUCACUGAGACCAGGUGCUAGAGAACAUUGUGGGACUGUACUGGAAAAGACUGCUUCUAAUGCUAAAGUUAAGUCAGCCACUAAUAAGAUGCUUAACUUUGAUCUUCAGGAAGCUUUGCAAAAGGAAGAUACAAGUCCAGAGAAGCUCUUAUCUCAGUGGAUGACCAGCAGGAUGCUGUACCUAGAAGCAUUAGUCAUCCAGAAGAUUGCUUCUGCUCUAGAGCAUCCAAGCAAACAUCUCCUAGAGGGCCUUUCAGAGAUGCAUUCUCAAACCAUGGCCCUUAGGGAGUCUUACAAUGGAAGGCAUGAAGGUCCAGUCACAAGAAACUACUCACAAUUGUUUUCAUACUAUCAGGAGUUGGGUGAGGUAGGGUGUUCACUGGAUGAGCAUGAGAUCUCGAACAUGUGUAUGAAAGCAGAACUAGCAUACCUCACAUACACAAACCACCUACACAACCCAGUGGAGAAACAUGGAUCACAGGCCUUUAAUAUUCCAUUCUAUCUUGGAUCUAAAGUGACACCACUUGACACCAAAGAAGGAACCAGUUCUAUAACGGGACUGUCUGACUUCAGGCUACCUGAACUAGUACCAUGUACGAAACAGAAACAAGGUGAAGGGAUGGGAUACAUUCCAGGAGACAUGGACAAAGAUAGUCUAGUGAUGGAGCUCUGGGCACAGGCCCAUUCCCUCAAGGCUAUCUCCAAGCAGCUGCAUCCUUUAGAUGAGAAUGCAGGUGUACCGUCUGAGCUUUCUCCAGUCCUUCUUCGCACUGUGUUGUUCCAGGCCAUUCUAGCAUAUGUGACCAGCCGAUUACACGUGGCUCUGCAGCGGCAAAUGCAUCUAUUGCAAGAUCAGCAGGUGCCGGCUGAGUGUCACAGACUGGAGGCAGUGUUGCAGGAACAGGCCGAAAGUUAUGAAGAAAAGCUGCGUGAGGAUCGCGUGGUUAUAGAGGUGGCCAAGCUGGCACGCAUCUCAGCUGAGACAGAUGCCCAGAUAAAGGGACAAGAAGUGCAGCAAAUGAAGGUGGAGUUACAGAAAAAGCUUCAGGAACUUCAGCAAAUCCACGAAGAAGAGAUAAAUAGUCUCCAUGAGUAUUACACUCGGAGCCAGUCACAGACUACCUCCCCUACAGAAUCCAGUAAUGAAGAUGGCAAACUUUCUGUGACUACUAUGAAGGACAGAAUCAAUGAGUUGGAAUUGCAGAUUCGAUGCUUGGAAGAUGAGAUUCACAGGGGCGAUCCAAACACCUUGAGGAAGGCCUAUGAAAAGGAACUGGAGACACUGAAGGUUACCUGUGAACUUGGCUUUAGCAGCAUGGAACAGAGUCACCAGAGGGUGAUUGAGGAGAUGCAGAGGCAACAUCAGAUAGAGGUGGAGCAGCUGCUGGAAGAGAAGGAGAGAGUACUCCAAGAAGAAACCAAUGCUACAAUUGCUGCCAUUGAGGCCAUGCGCAAAGCUCAUAAGGAGGAGCUGGAGAAAAGUAAAAAAGCUCAGCAGAAUGGAGUCAGUACAGACGUCAACAAGCUGCGUGCCCAGUUUAAAGACGAGCUGGAUUCCCUACACAGGGAACUGGAAGUGUUGUCCGAGCAGUACUCUCAAAAAUGCCUGGAGAAUGCACACCUUACUCGAGCCAUAGAGACAGAAAGACAAGCCCUGAGCUCUGUAGAGAGAGACAACCAAGAACUCCUCACACGCAAUCAAGAGCUGAAUAAGCACUUGGUGGCUGAACUCUCCUUAAUGCACUCCCCUAUGAAUGGAGGCAUGGAUAAAGCAGAGCUCUCUCAGGGCAAAGAUGUAAUUCAGCUGGAGGUGGCAUUAAGAGUGAAGGAGUCAGAAAUUCAGUGUCUGAAGCAAGAAAUCAGCUCACUAAAGGAGGAGCUGCAGGCUACCAACAGACAUUGUAAGAAACUGCUCAAUGAGUUGAGUGUUUCAGGCGUCAAAUGUGAAACAACCCGCGUUAAGCACAGUGCCGAGACUUUCAGGCAACGGAGCCAAAGUUAUGAUUUGAUGAAGUCAAAAAGUAAUCCUGACUUCCUGAAGAACCGUACGAAACCAAACCAACCAACCAGAUCCAAGAGUCUGAGGGAACAUCUCUCUGUUCAGGAGAGGGUGAAGCUUUUUGAAUAGGGCAGCAAAAUCGAAAGAUCUGAUUGUGUCUUUGUAUGUGCACUUUUUUUGUGUGUGUGUGUUGUAUAAAGGGCUUAAUUUAAAUUGUUUAUAUUUAUACAUAAAGGUAAUGGGCUUCAUUUGUUUUAUUUGCUAUAUAUAUAUAUAU
Messenger RNA from Silurus meridionalis, 5503 nucleotides. Its product is annotated as myosin phosphatase Rho-interacting protein. Lineage: Eukaryota; Metazoa; Chordata; Actinopteri; Siluriformes; Siluridae. Bases 91 to 5355 code for a protein of 1754 amino acids. The transcript is spliced from 23 exons. Gene Ontology annotation, molecular function: actin filament binding. The record is from RefSeq and is a predicted model, not a curated record. Gene Ontology annotation, biological process: actin filament organization. Gene Ontology annotation, cellular component: actin cytoskeleton.